Felis catus (domestic cat) is the source of this 2038-nucleotide messenger RNA. Its product is annotated as EF-hand calcium-binding domain-containing protein 1-like. The coding region runs from base 1011 to 1715 and encodes 234 amino acids. Gene Ontology annotation, molecular function: calcium ion binding. Lineage: Eukaryota; Metazoa; Chordata; Mammalia; Carnivora; Felidae. The transcript is spliced from 6 exons. The record is from RefSeq and is a predicted model, not a curated record.
AUUGCCUCAUUUGCUUUCAUUUCAUAGAAAAUAAUAGACUAGCCUUGGAGAAACUGAGAACAGUUAUUCUUCAGACUUAAGUGACAGGUUUCACACUUUUAAAGCAUUGCCAGUUUUCAACUUAAUUCAGUGAACACAGUAUUUCCUAAAGAAAAGUUUUGGGAGAGCUUUUGUGUUCCAGUUGUAUUUGCAUUAUUUUACUUUUUAAUAAUUCGUUUUAAUUUUUUUUUGUAAUCUCUAUACCCAACAUAGGGCUCAAACUCAUGACCUCAAGAUCAAGAAUUGCACGCUCCUCGAGUCGAGCCAGCCAGGCGCCCUACAUUUGCCUUAUUUUAAAAUUUACUUUAUAUUUUAUUUAAAAUUUGUAAGAAUAUUGUAUUCUAAAUUCUAAAAUUCAUUCUGGUACAUUUUCUUGCCUUACUGUAGUGAAAGCCAGUAAACAGACUAGGAAAUGUUUGUUCCCUGUAUUAGGAUUUGACAGUAGAGUUAGAACAGUUGUUAUUUUGGCCAGCUUUGGCAUAGUCACACCAUGCUUUCUUACCAGUCAGUCAGGUAUAAGUUGGAGGGGUACUAGUGGGGUUUUACAUUUUUCUAGGAGCUCCCAGAUUGGAGUCUCUCUUACGAGAAGAUGCUUAAAGUUUUUUAAAGGAGGUUACAUAAUCUUUGAAGGAGCUAUUUAUAGCCUAGAAAAAUAUGUCCACUUAAAAAUAAGAUCCUUAUAAUUUUAUUUAGUUGUGUGUUCAGUUAGGAAGGAAACAUUUUCAACCAUACAGUUUUUGCUGAGGAAAUAUAAAUGACAAUAAUAUCAAGUACCACUUUAAGUGGUGUUUAGCCCUAAAGAAAAGAUAAAUGUAGGAAUUGCUGUAAUAUUUCAGAUCACAAUAACAUUCGUGGAAUCAUUGCAUUUGUUUUGAGUGCUAACAACCGUUGUUGCAUAUUUUUGCAAUCACUCGAGAACCUUCUGUGGUUGCUGGAAUGUUGCCACCGUCACAUUCUGUUGGUAUAGAAUAAUGAACUAUGGAAUCAGUGACAAUCCAAGACAUGUAGGCUUGGAACUAGGCUAUCUGAGAACUCUACAGUGUGUUGAAGCAACACUUGACAUGGACCAGAAGACUCUGAAGAAACUGGUGGAAUCCAUUAGUAAUACUGUCAAGAACUUCAAAAAAAGUGAAGUAGAAUGUCUCAUAAGACUUUUUCACAGCUUGGUGGAAAGAGCUAAUGUAAGACUUAAUAACCUUGGACUAGAUCGUAAUGCUUUUCGAGCGAUCCUGCACAGCGUAUUUGGAAUGACUGACGAUAUGCUAAUGAACAGGGUAUUUUUUGUGUUUGACAAAGACCACGAUAACUGCAUAAAUGUGAAAGAGUGGGUUAAAGGAUUAUCAGUGUUUCUUCGAGGGACUUUUGAAGAAAAGCUGAAGUUCUGUUUUGAAGUUUACUAUUUGAAUGGUGAUGGUUACAUUUCUCGAGAAGAGAUAUUUGACAUGUUAAAGAACAGUCUACACCAACAGUCAUCUGAAGAAGAGAAUGAUGAAGGAAUAAAAGAGUUGGUAGAUAUAACACUGAAAAAAAUGGAUUAUGACAACGAUGGCAAGAUAUCUUUUGCAGACUUUGAAAAAGCAGUUAGAGAAGAGAGACUUUUGUUGGAGGUAUUUGGACCGUGUUUACCAGAAGCAAAGUUGUGUUGUCCUAGGCAUAAAUCUGUCAACUGCCUCUGAAGAAGUAAUAGCCUUCUGUGCGCCAGGGCAGGCCGAUGAAUUUUUAAACGGUUUCACCCGUAUUUUCUGCAAAGAGUCACUGUGCAUACAACGCUCCAAUGUUUCUUCAUGGUUUCUACCAUCCUGAGAGAAGUUUGAUGCCCUGUCCAUAUGCUCCCCUGAUGAACAUGUACAUUUCGAGGAAAAAUAACAUAAAGGCAAUUCACAAGAAUAAGGAAGACAAGGAUCUGAGUUGCCAGUAGAAGUGUUCAAAGUGGCUGCACAUCCAGAGGUCUCUGAAUGGAAGUCCUGUCUAAAAUCUUGUGUGUUUUUAAGCUCCGUAA